AGCAGGCGGCUGAAGGCCUCUCACCUGCUCCGAAUCAAAGGCGAGAGGCGGCCCCGCCCGUGCACACACAGCUGCAGGAGACACAACGCAGCUUAAUUCAUCAACCAAUCGGCGGCCCGAGCGGCGGAGCCGGGCGGGGAGCUUUGGCUGCUGGCCAAUUGCCGCGGCCCCUGGGCUGAGUCUCCUCCUCUCUCCCCUCCCCCGAUGUAGCUAGAGCAGCCGCGGCCAGCGAGCGAAGCUGCCGCCGCCGCGCAGAGCUGCGUUGAUUGCGGGCGGGUUCGGCUGGGUGCGUGCGGGGCGAGCCCCGGAGUCGCGGCUGCAGCGCGCAGGAGGCGGCGGCUGGGACUCGGGUCCCCCCCCCCCCCCGCGGCCCCGUGGCGUGGAGCCUCCGAUGGAGACGUUCCCCCCCGGCAAGCUGGAGCCGCACCAGCCCGUGGAGUUCCUGCAGGGCGCCCGCUACGGGGCCAAGAGCCACCCCGCCUACGGGAACGCGUUUAACUCGUGGAAUGACUAUCUGGGGCUGGCCACGCUGAUCACCAAGGCCGUGGGCGAGGAGAAGGGCUUCGGGACCGAGCCCCCCUCCGUGGUGGUGGCCGCCGCCGUGCAGCCGGCCCCGGAGGAGGACGAGGAGGAGGAGGACGAGGAGGAGGAAGACGCGGGGACCCCCUAUUUCGAAGGCGCGUUGCACUUGCACGACUUCGACCUGUGCGGCCACCACCACCACGGCGAGAGCUUCCUGGAGGAGCGGUUCGCCGACUUCAGCCCCUUCUCCGGCCGCGCCAGCCCCGCCGCGCUGGUCUUCGACUGCUCCCCGGCUCACCUGCCGCGGGACCGCUCCCCUCACGCGUGGGGCGGCGGGCGGCUCCCCGCGCCCCCGAAGCCCGGCUCCCGGCUGCUCAAGCCGGAGCUGCAGGUCUGCGUCUUCUGCAGGAAUAACAAAGAAGCCGUCGCCCUCUACACCACUCACAUCCUCAAGGGACCCGACGGCCGGGUCUUGUGCCCCGUGCUGCGGAGAUACACGUGCCCCCUGUGCGGGGCCAGUGGGGACAAUGCCCACACCAUCAAGUACUGCCCCCUCUCCAAAAUGCAGGCCGGGGCCGCCAAGCAGCAGCUCCGGAACGCCAGGACCGCCUUGGGCAAGAAACUCCGCUAGGGGGCUGCAGCCUCCCCGCCUCGGGACCGCUUGUUUGGUUGGCGAUGGAUUUCUUGGGUUGUUUGGGUUUGUUUUUUUCCCUUUUGACUAAGGCCGCUUCGGUAGCAAGUGACCCGACUGCAAUUUUUUUGUGUGGCCCACAAAAAAAAACAACCUUCCCAGUUUUUUUAAGAGUGUCUUAAAGCGGAUUGCGUUUUGUUCUCUUUAACACAUUAAUAUAUUCAACGUGGGAGACUAGAAUGUAAAAAGCUCCUUGGCUUCUGUACUAUAAUGAUAGUUUCUAGUUUGUAUACUUAGUAUCCAGGGAAGCUGGGCUUUGAAGUUAACUAUAUAAUUAUAAAUAUGCAGUUUAGAUGCACUGUAUUUGUUUAUUGUAGAAUAUAUAUAUAUAUAAUUUUUAAAAGGGGGAGAGGAUGAAAUUGAAUGGCAGGGAGCUCCCAUGGGGAUGCUUAUGUUGGUUUAUUGGAGAGAAUGCAUUUUAAAAAAAAAUAUUUUACAGGAUCUCUGAAGGAAAGGCCUCUGUACUGCUAAGCAAAUGAAUUUCUGUUUUUGCAGUAUCCUAGCCAAAUGAAGAAUUGAUGUUUUUAAAUUUUAUGUUUUAAGGGUGAGCUCGACAGGGUAGGGAGGGGAAUUAUGCUGUAUUUGGCUGCUCUGUGAUUGUGUGUUUGCACUGUCUAACAAAACAACGUUGGUUGUCAGUAGGUAGUAUGAAUUGUUAGUUACUGAUGUCUGUGGGGAUUUUGAGAUCAGGAAUGAUCAUAUGACACUUUUUAGUGUUGGGGGAAUGCCCCUUUGUGUUCACAAGUUCUUUUGUAUUGAUCUAGGGUUCUUGUUUUACUUUGUUUUUUUUCCCCUUCCAUUAGUCUAGAAAUUAACUUUUUUAUUCCUCGAAAUUCCCUUUCCCUCCCUCCCACCCCCUAACCCAAAAUAAACGCUGUCGAGAUUGUAAAGCCCCAUACUGACAACAGGUGGCAAUGGUGCUGUUUAAGUUUGAAUUUUUGUUUUAUAGAGUGAAGUAAAGGCAUCACAAAUUUGA
Molecule: messenger RNA, 2189 nt
Organism: Gopherus evgoodei (Goodes thornscrub tortoise)
Lineage: Eukaryota; Metazoa; Chordata; Testudines; Testudinidae
Gene: NANOS1
Product: nanos C2HC-type zinc finger 1
Exons: 1
Coding region: 392-1153 (253 amino acids)
Biological process (GO): oogenesis; negative regulation of translation
Cellular component (GO): perinuclear region of cytoplasm
Molecular function (GO): zinc ion binding; mRNA binding
Source: RefSeq, a predicted model, not a curated record